AGUUGAACAUGCUGGACAAAGAGAGUGGCAUUGGACGUGUAGAGGUCAAAGUCAUACAGACAGGGAACGGGCACUUGAUGUCCAGCAGGAACCUUACGGUACCGACUCUAACACCGUCUGCCUGCACAGACAGAGUGACUGACUGUUACUGCCCUAACGCCCUGAACGUGUGUUACAAGCGAGUAUACAAACUUUACAUCAGCAACUGUUGGCUGAUGGUGGCCAAAGACGCAUUGAAAUCAGCCGAGGUUAAACUGGAGGUGGGUGUGGUCAACAGAGCUGGACUGAAGACACCCACACCGUUGGUCCACGUGGUGAGCAACACCUUAUAAUUAGAUCAUUACAUAAUUUGUCAGCACACUUUCCAGCUAGGUCACUGUGGCCUGUAAAUAUUUGUGAUAAACCAGUGGUUGAUAUUAUGAGCAAUGUUGCACGCCGUUGAGGCUUGAUGACACGCUAUCAACCAAGUCAGAGAGUCGACCCGAUCGAAUAGGUCGCCUCUGACCACCAUCACUACAAUAUCGUUUUAUACAAAAGUACAGAUUAUAUACAACAAACAUAUGUGGUCAGCCAUUUGCCGAGAGUCAGCGUUCUGCUGACUGUAUCGUUUUUUUAAAGAGAAGUUAAUUAGUCUGCUAUUACAUGCUCUCUCCGUAAUCAGUUCUAUUUGACUCAGUUUGGGGCCAACAACAUCAGUUUGUUAAUUUGUCAGGAGACAGACUUAUAUAUUUUUUAAUUCCUGUUUUUAAUGUUUCUAAAAAUGUGAACACAGUCACAAAACCAUAAUUCUUUAAUUUCUUUUAGAUAUUUGCUCCACUCUGUAUCAUUGAUUAUGGGGCACGAGUGCCACAGUCAUAUAAGGCGCCGCAAUUGCUGCGUUGAGAAGCGUCCAUGAGGGGUGCCAGAAACUUCUGUGACCCUGGUUCGAAUCAUAGAUUCGCCCUGAUAGUGAUACGUGGUUUUGUGGGCAUGAAACCCGUGAAGUUUACACCACGUAGAGCUUUCCUUCUUCGCGAAGCUGCGUUCAACCAAACUCUCUCCUCUCGAUGGCCAGAAACACAUUGAGUGAGUGAAUCGAACCCCGGCCUGAGGCGUGACGGCUAAACCACGUGUCUACCCCCCCCCCCCCCCCCCCGUGGCUUUGUGAUACGUGUAAUUACGAUCUUGUACUGCUGACGUGUGCAGAUAGGAAAGGAUCCUUAAAAGAUGUGAUGAAACUUUUUCCUCUGUUUAUUGUAAGUGUGAUUGAGUUAUGUUUAACGCCGCUUUUAACAGUAUUCCAGUUAUAUCACGGCGUGUCAGCUUAAUGUGGGAGGAAAGCCCGAAGUGAUGCAGGUCUAAGACGUUUAC
This is a messenger RNA of Haliotis rufescens (red abalone), 1350 nucleotides long. RefSeq lists its product as uncharacterized. Lineage: Eukaryota; Metazoa; Mollusca; Gastropoda; Lepetellida; Haliotidae. Bases 9 to 332 code for a protein of 107 amino acids. The record is from RefSeq and is a predicted model, not a curated record. The transcript is spliced from 2 exons.